GCGCGGGAGAUUUGAACUUCCUUUCCAAGCAGUCAGGCCCCGCGCGGAAAUAAAGUUGCGCAGCUGUUUUCUCUUCAGGCCCUACAAUAGGGGCCAAAGUGCAGACUACAGAGAUGGUGGAAGGACCAGGAUGUACUCUGAACGGAGAGAAAAUUCGGGCGCGAGUGCUCCCAGGCCAGGCGGUGAUAGAUGUGCGGGGAAGUGCUGUGCMGAACCUGGAGAGCCCCGCAUUGUUACAGGUAGCCUCAAGGGUCCAGAUCUCUUCACAGGCUGUUGCACUGAAUAGUAAUAAGGAUUCCAGACAGAAUUUUUUGCGAGUGUUUAAUGGAUGUGUUUACAGUGGUGUGGAAACUUUGGGGAAGGAGCUCUUUAUGUACUUUGGCCCAAAAGCUUUACGGAUUCACUUUGGAAUGAAAGGCUCCAUCAUGAUUAAUCCACUUGAGUGUAAAAGAAAAAAUGGUGUUUCUCCUGUUUUUGAAGUGCAACUCACCAAAGAUUUGAUUUGUUUCUUUGACUCAUCUGUAGAACUCAGGAACUCAAUGGAAAGCCAACAGAAAAUAAGAAUGAUGGCAGAAUUAGACAUAUGUUCACCUAAAUUUAGUUUCUCAAGAGCAGAAAGUGAAGUUAAAAAACAGACAGGUCGGAUGCUAUGUGAUGUGUUACUGGAUCAAAGAGUGUUGCCCGGGGUAGGCAACAUCAUCAAAAAUGAAGCACUCUUUGACAGUGGUCUCCAUCCAGCUGUUAAAGCUUGUCAGUUAACAGAUCAACAGACCCGUCACCUUGUGAAGAUGACUCGCGACUUCAGCAUUUUCUUUUACAGGUGCUGUAAAACAGGAUCUGGUGUCUCUAAACACUGCAAGGUUUACAGGCGUCUUAAUUGUGGUCAUUGCCACUGCAAAAUAACUGUAUGUCGCUUCGGGGAGAAUAACAGAAUGACAUAUUUCUGUCCUCAAUGUCAAAAAGAAAAUCCUCAACAUGUUGACAUAUGCAAACUGCCAACUAGAAAUACUGUAGUCAGUUGGACAUCUAGCAGAAGGGAUCAUCUUAUUGACUUGGUGGCUCAGAAGUCCGAAGAGCAAUGGACAUGUUCAGUCUGUAYGCUAAUAAAUAAGCCCUCUGCUAAGGCAUGUGAUGCUUGCUUGACCUCAAGGCCUAUUGAUUCAGUGCUCAAGAAUGAAGAAAAUACCAUUGUCUUUAGCAACUUGAUUAAGUAUCCUUGUAAUAGYUUUGGAAAUGCACAUACAGAAGUAAAGAUCAACAGGAAAACUGUAUUUGGAACUACAACUCUUGUCUUAACUGAUUUUAGCAAUAAAUCCAGUACUUUGGAAAGAAAAAGAAGCCAAAACCAGGUACUAGACGGGGAAUUUCAAAACUCUCUUCCUACAAACGUUUGUCUUAGUGAUACACAGCACCCCUCAAAGGAGAGAACAAACUAUAUAACUCAACUAUCUAACAAAGUAAACAUAUCACCUUUGGUCUGCUAUCAGUCUGAAUUAUUUAGUCCAGCACAUAAAAAAUUGAAAACAACCCACCACUCGGAACCAGAUCUCAAAAGUUGCAACCCUGGAUUUUCUAACAGUGAACUCCAAACAAAUACGACAGCUGGUCCUUGUACCUUAAAUAAUGGCGGCCCUCGAUGCAGUAAACACAACCUCCGCUGUGUUCUGCGAGUUGUGAGGAAGGAUGGUGCAAACAAGGGAAGACAGUUUUAUGCUUGUCCUCUGCCUGGAAAAACACAAUGUGGAUUUUUUGAAUGGGCAGAUUUGUCCUUCCCAUUCUGCAACCAUGGCAGGCGCUCCAUCAUGAGAACAGUGCUGAAGAUUGGACCAAAUAAUGGAAAGAAUUUUUUUGUGUGUCCUUUUGAGAAAGAAAAACAGUGCAAUUUUUUCCAGUGGGCAGAAAAUGGUCCAGGAAUAAAAAUUAUUCCAGGAUGCUAAUAUUUUCUCUUUCUGUAGAAUAUCUGACACUUAAUCCUUUGAAACUUUUU
Urocitellus parryii (Arctic ground squirrel) is the source of this 1987-nucleotide messenger RNA. It is a transcript of the gene Neil3, whose product is annotated as nei like DNA glycosylase 3. Gene Ontology annotation, cellular component: nucleus. Gene Ontology annotation, molecular function: DNA N-glycosylase activity; zinc ion binding; damaged DNA binding. Gene Ontology annotation, biological process: base-excision repair. The record is from RefSeq and is a predicted model, not a curated record. Lineage: Eukaryota; Metazoa; Chordata; Mammalia; Rodentia; Sciuridae.